This is a messenger RNA of Aspergillus wentii DTO 134E9, 1335 nucleotides long. RefSeq names its product BRcat and Rcat domain-containing protein. The transcript is spliced from 3 exons. Bases 1 to 1335 code for a protein of 444 amino acids. Gene Ontology annotation, molecular function: ubiquitin conjugating enzyme binding; zinc ion binding; ubiquitin protein ligase activity. Lineage: Eukaryota; Fungi; Ascomycota; Eurotiomycetes; Eurotiales; Aspergillaceae. Gene Ontology annotation, biological process: protein polyubiquitination; ubiquitin-dependent protein catabolic process; positive regulation of proteasomal ubiquitin-dependent protein catabolic process. Gene Ontology annotation, cellular component: cytoplasm; ubiquitin ligase complex. The record is from RefSeq and is a predicted model, not a curated record.
AUGGAUGAUUAUUUUUCAACACCAUUUCCGUCACCAAAUCCCCCAGUCUCUCCUGCUAGCUUUCAUAGGGAGGACUUCCCAUCGCCGCUGUUCAGCCGCCGUAGCCAGGACGUGAGAUACAGUCUAUACAGUCCAGUAUCGCCGAGGACAGAGAGUGUUUUCUCGCGCCACGAAAGCUACCAGCCGAUACUCAGGAGUAACAUCCCAUGGGAACCAACCGAUGAUAGCAACUGCUGGAGCGAUGCUGUCACAGCCAGCGCUGUCUUGGGCUUGCUACGCAAGGAUCCCGUCCAACCACCCCAAAACCGCACCUCUGAGUUGAAUCGUAUUGUCGAAUCGAAUGACGAGCCCCGAGAAGAGCAACGAGAGGAGCAACAACAACAAGAAGAACGACAACAAGGGCAGCUCUUCACAUGCGCUUCCUGUUUCGAAAGCCUCGAUCACCGUUCAUACCCCCAGACGCCUAUCACUGCAGGAUGUGAUCACUCUGGGACACCCACGAUGCAUAUCUGUAUAUCUUGCUUGCGCCAUAGCUUGGACAUGCAAUUCUCUUCAGACUCAGAGUCGCUGAUGUGUCCACUCUGCCACACACACCUCUCGCCCGACGAUGUCCAACGAUGGGCCAGUGCAGAAACAUUCCAAGUCUAUGACACAAUAAGGACUCGACAGAUAUUAGAAAGAGAUUCUGAAUUCGUCACUUGUGCCCGGAUGAACUGUGGUGCUGGCCAACUACACGUUGGUGGGCGAGAAGAUCCGGUCGUUGUUUGCAGGGCCUGUGGCACCUGGACAUGUUUCAACCACCGCGAUACAAUCUACCAUGAAGGAAUGACAUGUGAAGAGUAUGAUGUUAUGGCCAAACCCCGAUUCCACAGAAUAGAUUCGCCGGGCAAUACUCGAAGAAGCCCUGGGCUGUUGCAGAGGAUACGUGGGCUGAAGACAGCGAAGAAUCCAUCAUCACAGCCUUAUCGACUGGAUGCCACAAAGGAGGAGCUCCUCAGCUGGAAGAAGAUUGGCGAAAUCGCGAGGCCUUGCCCUCGCUGCAACACAGUAACCGAGAGGGACGGAGGGUGCAAAUAUAUGCAAUGCUCGAUAUGUAAACAGCAGUGGUGUUGGGACUGUGGUGGUCGAUGGCAGCGGGGACAUUUGGACGGAUAUUUCUCCUCCCAUUCGUUCCCUGUAGAGCAUCUGCAAACACCCACUGCCCAGCCAAUGACAGCCCAGAAUCCCGCUCCACUCCCGACAGAGUUCUCCGCUAAUGCGCGCGUCGAGUGGACUGUCACCUCGCCGGGACCGUCUGAGCUUCUCAUUGGACGGGAGGCUCUUGGCCAGCGGUAA